Zingiber officinale is the source of this 1831-nucleotide messenger RNA. RefSeq names its product cytochrome P450 72A397-like. The transcript is spliced from 6 exons. Bases 162 to 1715 code for a protein of 517 amino acids. Lineage: Eukaryota; Viridiplantae; Streptophyta; Magnoliopsida; Zingiberales; Zingiberaceae. The record is from RefSeq and is a predicted model, not a curated record. Gene Ontology annotation, molecular function: heme binding; monooxygenase activity; oxidoreductase activity, acting on paired donors, with incorporation or reduction of molecular oxygen.
GAAUGCAAAGAGAUGUUGACCACAAAAAAAUCAGAAGACCGAAGAAGCCAAUCGAUAUCCAUUGCUUCCAGAACAAGAUGACGAAGAUCUAAGAAACCGCAGGCAAAGUCUUUGCUUAGCGAACGUGGGUGGGAUUAGCGAAGCUGAGCGAUCGAGCAGACAUGGCUUCUCUGGCGUUCUACGGCGGUCUGACCGCGCUGCUGCUGGCGGUGGCGUGGGCGUUUCGGAUGCUGAACUGGGCGCUGUUGCAGCCGCGGCGGCUGGAGCGCGUUCUCCGGUCUCAGGGCCUCAAGGGCUCCUCCUACCGCCCCCUCAGAGGCGACCUCAAGGACAUGGUGCGGCUCGCCGAGGAGGCCCGCUCCAAGCCCAUGCCCUCCUUCUCCCACGCCAUCUUCCCCCGGGUCAGCGCCUUCUUCAGCCGCGCCGUCGAGACCUACGGGAAGGAGAACAAGGUGACUUUCCACUGGAUGGGGCCGCUUCCCAGAGCUUUGAUCGCUGAUCCUGAUCAAGCGAGGGAGGUCAUGGCCAUCAAGAGCGGCGAGAUCGGGAAGCCGAACACCAACUACAUGAUAAGAUACUUUUUGCGAGGCGUGGUACGACAAGAAGGCGAUAAGUGGGCAAAGCACCGCAAGAUCUUGAACCCCGCUUUCCAUAUAGAGAGGUUAAAGCGGAUGUUGCCUGCUUUCUCUUCCUGUUGUGAUGAGCUGAUCGACCAGUGGGAUAAGCCGGCGGCGACAGGUAAGGAAGUGGAUGUUUGGGUUGAUUUGCAGAACUUCACCGGAGAUGUCAUUUCCCGGACUGCUUUCGGUAGCAGUCUUGAGGAAGGAAGGAGAAUUUUCCAGCUUCAUGAUGAGCAGGCUCUGCUCGUCGCCAGUGCCAUGUCGAAGGCAUUUACUCCAGGUUACAAGUAUUUGCCCACCCGAACAAACACUAGAGCUAAAGAAAUCGAUAAAGAGGUGAGAGAUAUUCUUCUGCGCAUAAUAAAAAAUAGGGAGGAGAGCAUGAAAUCAGGCAACGCAAAGAACGACGACCUUUUGGGCAUGUUGCUGGAGUCCAAUCAGCAACACCUCCAGGAGCACGCCGACGCCGGGUUGACCACCGACGAGGUGGUGGAAGAAUGCCGACUGUUCUACUUCGCAGGCCAAGAGACGACCUCUCUGCUUCUGACGUGGGCGAUGGUGGUGCUGAGCAUGCACCAAGAUUGGCAAGAACGAGCGCGCGAGGAGGUUCUGCAAGUUUUCGGAAAAGAGAAGCCAACUUUUGACGGAUUGAGCCAUUUGAAGACCGUGACGAUGAUUCUGUACGAGGUGCUGAGGCUCUACCCGCCGGCGAUUGGGAUGCAGCGGCAGGUGUUCAAGAGCGUGAAGAUUGGGAACGUGGUCUACCCGCCCGGCGUGCUGAUCUUCCUGUCCGUGAUCCAGAUGCACCACGACCCUGACUUCUGGGGCCAAGACGUGGAGGAGUUCAAGCCGGAGAGAUUCGCCGAGGGAGUGUACAAGGCGUCGGAGAAGAAUGCAUUCUUCCCCUUCGGCGGCGGCCACCGGAUCUGCAUCGGCCAGAACUUCGCGUUGCUGGAGUCCAAGAUGGCGCUCUGUCGGGUCCUUCAACGCUUCGCCUUCGAGCUCUCGCCGUCGUACACUCAUGCGCCGUACACUGUCCUGACUCUCAAGCCUCAGCACGGUGUUCCGAUCAGGUUGCGCCCCCUUUCCCUUUGAUAUGACCAGUCGAGUUGUAAUCUUAUACUGCUAUUUCUUCACUUGAAUAAUCAAAGAACUUUCUAGUUUAAAAAAAAUAAAUAAAUGAAGAACCAGUGCAUGAAACUUUCGUCAUA